AUGCCUAAACCUGGCAGAAACACGAGCGCCCCUCCGCCUCAACAGAGGCCUGUUGCUAGCUCUUCGUCCACGCCUUCAGGUGAAUCCUCCCCGCAGCCAGCGCAACUCCCAGGGCAGCCCCUGGCACUUAGCAUACCGCUAGCUGAAGUCGAUGCUACUGCUCUCAAGGCGGAUCUGCUCUCUUCUCUCCGGGAAGAAAUUAAGACUAUGUUUAAGACGGAGCUGCAAAUGGCUUUGGGGGAAAACCUUACAGCGAUUAAGUCUGAACUACAUGCAUUUAAAACACAAAUAGCAUCUGAUAUCGCUGUCAUGAAACAAGACUUCGCGGGACUGAGGGGCACCGUCACGGACAUGGAGCAGUCUCUUUCUACUUGCACUGAUGAUAUUAUCUCCCUUCGCAACCAGAUGCAGUCUAUGGCUGAAAAUGUCAUCAAAUUGGAGAACAAAUGCGAAGAUUUGGAAUCCAGGUCGCGGAGGAACAAUGUUCGUGUUGUGGGAGUCUCUGAGAGUCACUCCGUGUCCAGUGAAUAUGUGUCUAAUCUUUUGAUGGAGGCCUUUUCGCUGACCAGAGCACCGCUUGUGGACCGUGCACACCAAAGCCGGGUCCCGGCGAACGCCCUCGCGCUAUCGUUGCGAGGCUUCAUUACUACACGGAUGCUGUCAAUAUUCUACACAAGGCCAGGGAGCUGCAGCGUAUCAAGCCGGAAGGUGUUUUUGUUUUUUGAUGACUCCAUUCGGAGUUUGCACUGCCGUCUUUAUCGUUUGGGGAUGGGACCUGUUGCGAUCUCCCCUUUCAAACACUCUUCUCUGGCCCGGGACCUUAUGAACUGUCCAUCACCAGCCUCUUUCACCGGCCCUGGACUCCACGCAUCGCUGGAUCCGCAGUUGGACCACGCCGCUGGCUUCAUAACUCCCGCCAGCUCGAACAAAGAAACCACGUGA
Molecule: messenger RNA, 942 nt
Organism: Knipowitschia caucasica
Lineage: Eukaryota; Metazoa; Chordata; Actinopteri; Gobiiformes; Gobiidae
Source: the annotation of a GenBank genome assembly